GAGUUAAGAGCUUAUUAUUUAGCUUACGAGAUUUACUAUGCUGCGGUGAUAUUGAAGUUUUCUUUAAAACUAAUCGAUUUUUAGCAGUGCUCUUGAUCUAGAUUCUAGAUCUAUAACUUAAUUUGAAUCACGUAAGCUUUGAUUACUGAUCUCACACUACCUAUAGCCAUUUACACGUUAAGAUGCAGAAAUCAGGGCAAGCUAUGAAGCUGUAUACUUUCAUUUUGGUACUGUUUAUCAUCACCACUGUUUACUGUAGUGCCAUUCCUACAAACGAAAAGAAACAGAGAGUCCAAGACAAGCCUCUAAGUGAUGAGGAACAUGAAGUUCAUGGUGAGCACAACAAUGAUUAUGACCAUGAUGCUUUUCUUGGUCAUGAAGAAGCAGAGACUUUUGAUCAGUUGUCACCAGAAGAAAGCAAGAGAAGAUUGGCUAUCAUCGUAGACAAGAUUGAUAAGGACAAAGAUGGUGAAGUAACAGAGCCAGAGCUGAAAGAAUGGAUUCAGUAUGUACAAAGACGUUACAUUGUCACAGACACUGAUCGCAUGUGGAAAGACCAUGCACCUGAUGAUGAUAACUCUCUAUCUUGGGAAUCUUAUCAGAAACGUACUUUUGGUUACAGUGAUGAACCAGUUGAGGGUGCUCCUACUUAUGAAUACAAAGACAUGAUCAUGAGAGACAAAAGAAGGUGGCACCAAGCAGAUAAAAAUGGUGAUGGUAAAAUGACAAAAGAGGAGUUCCAAGAUUUUCUUCAUCCUGAGGAAGCUGAACACAUGAGGGGUAUUGUUGUUGAUGAAACACUAGAGGAUAUUGAUAAAGAUGGAGAUGGUUAUAUAAGUUUACAAGAAUAUAUUGAUGAUAUUUGGGGUGAUGAUGACGAAGAUGAUGAAAAUGACCCUGAGAAUGAAGGCGAACCAGAUUGGGUGAAAUCAGAAAGGGAACAGUUUGCAAAUUUUCGUGACAAAGAUCAUGAUGGGAGACUUGAUAAACAUGAAAUAAGGGAAUGGAUUAUUCCAGAAGAUUAUGAUCAUAGUACUGCCGAGGCUGAGCACCUCAUUCGAUCCUCUGAUGAAAAUAGGGUUGGUGACAUGUGGCCUCGUACCCCUGAAGAAGAAGGGAAAGAAGAACCUGAUUGGGUUAAAUCAGAACGCGAACAAUUUGCUAAUUACCGUGAUAAAAACAAGGAUGGGAAAAUGGACAAGGCAGAAGUAAUGGAGUGGAUAAUCCCCCAUGAUUAUGAUCACUCACGAGCAGAAGCUAUACACCUGAUUUUUGAAUCAGAUACAGAUAAGGAUGGCAAGCUUAGCAAAGAGGAAAUUUUGGACAAAUAUGACUUGUUUGUAGGAAGCCAAGCUACAGAUUUUGGUGAAGCUUUAACUAAACAUGAUGAGUUUUAACCAGUGUAUUUGCUAGUUUAUAGAAAUGAACAUUUCCUAAAUAUUUCUGAUAGUGAAGUUAAUAAACUUUGACAAAAAAAUAGCAGUUCAUAUUUAACAAAAGAGAUGGUUAGAACCAUUGAGUCUCAGUAGAACAGUUAGUAUUAAUAUGUUAGUUACAAAAGGUAAAUGAUGGUAGUUUAUUAGACUUGGCACAUAAGAUACCCUCUCAACAAACCGAUGUUUGACUAAACCAUAUUGAUUUUGAUUUGUUUAAACUAUUAGAUUGCUAUCUUUGCAUUUAGAGAUACCUAAUGCCGUAAAUUAUUAUCACAGGGAGCAGACUACCUCUCUGAUAUUGUAUAUAGCUUCACUCAAUUGAUAUUAUACCAUAGCGAUAUGGUUUUUUUAAAAACAAAAAGUAUUCUUUUAUAAUGUCUGCAGUUAAAGCAUUUGAUUUCAAUCCCUGGUAGAAUUUUCUUUUAAAACCUUUGUUCAUCCUUGAAUUUAGUAUAUCCAAGGUAACCAUUACAUUACAUGUUUAUGAACCAACCAUAUCAGUAACUAAAUACAAAUAAUCUGACCUAGAGUACCAUUUUGAAUCAGUGUAUAUAAAAUGGUUACCACUAAUUGAAAUCCGUCCUUAAGAUGUACUUGUAAUUUUUAUUACCGAAGUAACAUUAUUCUGUUACAGUCCAAUUUUAAAUCCCCUAAUUAAUUGAUUUUCUAAAAAUAUCAUGUCAUAAACAUCUGAUCUAUUUGGUUGAAUUUAAUUGCUGUCAUUACUGAAAAACAAAUCUCAUUGUUCAUUUUUUAAUACAUUUGUGACACUUAAGAGCUGCAACAAAAAAGUUUGUUGAAUAAUCUGAACAAAGGUUCUAGAUGUCAAAUUUUUUUGCCUUGAUUGUAACAUUUUGUUCAGUCAGCAGCUAAUGUUUAAUGUUUUUUUUUAUACAUUCAGUAUUUAGUUAUAAAUCAUUCAUCGAAUUCAUAAGAAAUUAUUGUUUUAUGUUAAAAGAUUAACAGGAUAGUCUUAGCAAUUGUAUUAUUAUUAGAAUAUCACUCUUGUUAAUUUAUACACACAAUUUACACAAAUUUCUUGUGUAUUUUUAACCAUACAAAAAAGUGGAAUUGUACUAAUUCAUAUAUUCUGCACAUUAAUUUAGAAUCAAAAUUUUCUUUUUAGCACUUCUUUAUGUCAUGUGUAUACCUAGUUAUAAAAUGUUUUAUUCAUUUAAAAAAAAACUUAACUUUUCAUGUAUCAUCAACCUAUGUUACUCAAUUUAAGCAAGAUAUUUAUAUGCUUGAUUAUCUUAGUUUUCUACCUUAGAAUACCUUAAACGUAUAACCAAAUUUAUUACAUAAGAAAUGCAUAUAAUUAUGUAAUAUCUAGGAUAGUGAAUAUAUAGGCCUAAUCAUGUAGAAAAAAACUUAACAAAAGAAUUUUAGAUGUUGUUUUAAAAUGGUUUGAUCAUUUUAUUUGCUAAAAUAUUAAGUAAUUAUUUUUUUUUUUGCUUGAGCAAUAACAAUUUUAUGUUGCCACAACUAGGCUAUUGUAAAAAAAACCAAAGUGAUGUAUGUUUUACAGUGAUUCAUUUGAUUUUGUUUUUAGACUGAGCCAGCCAAUUUGAUUGUUUUACUCACUAACAAUGGUGCUCAUUUGCUGCUUGCCUACUACAAUGUACCUGCUGUUUUGACUUACUUCCACUCUAUUGUUGUUUGACUUUACCAAACCUGAAGCUUCCCACUGUUUCACUUAAUAUUAUGUUCCUUUUUGUUUACUUAACACAGUAAUGUUGAUUUGUUAGUAAGAGGUGCAGUGAGGAUAAAAUUAAGAACCAAAAUUUUUAGAAAUGAUUUUAAUCAUUGUUUAGAUAUGUGACUACAUUUGUAAUAUAAAAUUGUAUAGAUUGGUUACAAGCAACUGAGAAAGAUCUGUGCCAUUAUUAGUUAAUUGAAACUAAACAUUGAGGCUUCUAUUUUGUUGUCUAAUUUGCUGCCAACUAUUUAGUUGGUUUUAGCCUUUUAUUAAAGAGAUUAUUAAAGAGAUAGACAAAGCUUAACCCAAUAUAACCCAGCUUACAGUUGUACACUGCCACUAGUAUAUUCUGGUUUAGUAUCUAAAAUGAUAGUGCUGUUUGUAUAAAAAAUAUAACAGUUGCUUGACAAAGACUGUUUUUAAUUUCCACCUACAAUGACUAUCAGUAUUCUUUUAAUUUAUCCUGAGAUUGUGUUAGCCAAAUGUUUUGAACCUAACUAAUGAUGUGUUCUGUUUAUGUGUAUCAUAUGUACAUUCUCUAUUGAACAUGAAUUAUGUGUGCAAGUUGAUGUGUCUAGUCAGUCAAUUGUAUAUACAAAACAGAAGUUUACUCACUUCCUCCAAUGAUCAAAUGAUAGUUUGAAAGAUGCUUUUAACCCUUUAGCUGCUACAGAUUUGUAUGUAUGCAUGUCUACAUAAAAUGUAUUCAUGAAUCUGUACAAGAACCACUAAUAACAAGAUGGUGAUGAUGGCAAAAUAACAUUUACACCUUUUAAAAAAUAUAUAUUAAUUAUUCUUUGAAACAUUUAAAAAAAUUGAAUAUUGUAUAACAGGAGUUGUAUCCCUUACCAAUUGUAAUUAGAUGGUUCAAGUAACUUUGUGCUGCAUGAUAAAACUGUGUGUUGCAUGCUAACAUUCUACCUUUUGUAUGUGUAUCACAUGUCACCCAAUGUGCCACUAUGGAGAUGGUGUUCAUGGUAACAAAAGCACUGUCUUCUAUUGUACCACACGACAUUGUGUUCUGGCUAUAGGCCACAAGAUAAUAAAACCUGGACUUUAAUGGCAUGGACCCUGAAUGAUCAAAAAAAUGUUUUCUUACUUUUUUAAAUGAUGUAUUUGAAUGCAUAGCUCUGAAUAAAGACGUAUGAAGUUUUA
This is a messenger RNA of Physella acuta, 4290 nucleotides long. Its product is annotated as calumenin-A. Gene Ontology annotation, cellular component: endoplasmic reticulum. NCBI's taxonomy places the organism in Eukaryota, Metazoa, Mollusca, Gastropoda, Physidae. Gene Ontology annotation, molecular function: calcium ion binding. The record is from RefSeq and is a predicted model, not a curated record.